GCUGAGGGAUUUCACUUGCAAGACCUUUGGCUGCUGGUCGUUGAGACGCUGGGAGGGAAUCAUGCUAUCCUUUCCAUCUGCUCCCAGAUAGCGACGUUCCAAGUUUUUGCCAGAUGCGGAGUCUCGGGGAAAAGUAACCGGUCUGGCAAGUGCUGUCGCUGGUCUUCGAGAGUCUAUCGUGUGAGCUCUCAUCCAUCAGUGCCAUGGCGUUUUCAGACUACACUGUGACCGCCAAACUGACCGCAGCGUUAGUUCUGUUUUUCCUGGUGUUUUUGUGCAGCUGGCUGCCCGGCAGAAUAAUCACUCUCCUCCAUCGCGGACUGGAUAACUCCCUGGACCAGCAGCGGCUGCAGCAAGUACUGACGGGCAUGAACUGCUUCGCCGGCGGCGUGUUUCUGGCCACCUGCUUGCUGGAUCUAUUCCCAGAGUUUCGUUUGCUGAUGACUGGUGAAAAAGGACAAGCUAACAGCAUGAAUAGUAGAGGUUUUCAGGUGUCGGAAGCAAAUACUCGGACGUUCGCCUAUCGCCAAAAACGACUCAUACCCAAACUUUCCCCAUCGAAAGAAAACGAAAUCAUCAACUCCUGUGAAGAACGACAAUUUGUAUACGACACGCCACUGAAUCGGCUCAGACGGCAUUCGUCCCUCAUUAAACCGGACAGCGACGACAAUAAUAACUGUGUCCUUACUAAAAAUUUGAGCUUUGUAGAGGAGCAGCAGAAACGACGAUCACUGGAUCUGAGUGUCAUUUUACUACUCCUCGUCUUAUCUGCCCACUGCAUCUUUGACGGUCUCACCGUGGGGCUUGACCCUCAGCCGACGCCCCAGGCGCUGGAGGUCACCGUCGCUGUUGCCAUCCACAAGUGCGUCUUUGCUUUCAGCCUUGGCGUCCAGUACGCCCAGAGCACCCAGAUCACCACCGGCCUCAACCGGAGCAUCCUCUGCUACUCAGCCGCCUCGCCCAUCGGCAUCUUCACCGCCUUCGUAUUUGAGCUCAUGGCCAGUCACUUGGCGAGUUUGCAGGCGAUGCUGGGCAGCGUCGUUCCGGCCAUCGCGACGGGGACUCUCGCGUUCAAGAUCUUCCAGGACAUUUCACCCGCAACUUGCCAGAGUUGAAACACUAAUAAUUAUUCGCCCCUCUUAGUCUUGACAAUAAUAUUUUGGUUUAUGGAAGAUCAGUAAAUUCCAGCUCGGCUUCCAUUGAUUUCAACCGUUUCUUACUGAUGAAGUUUUAUUAAAUGUCAUUUUUAUUCUGUAAUAAUUUUUCGUAACUUUAUUCAUGCCUUUGCACAUCUUUUUCAGUGCGUUUUAAGUUUUAUCAUGCAUUGUAUGUAAUUAUUAUCGAUCGUGCAUUUUUAUGGUAUACGCACUUUUCUCUCGAUCUCAACAGUGCGUCUAUUAUUAGGCUGUGCACAUUCCAACCUGACUUCAGUGUCACACUGAAAAAUUGCCUGGGUUAAAGUUUAACCCUAGGAAGGGUUAAAAACUGCAACCACCCAAAUAUGGGCCGUGUUGACCCAAUUUUGGGUUCAUUUAUUUAUGUUUUAUUUAUCACCCACAAAAUGAGUGGAUAUUAACCAUUGUUGGGUUAAACAACCCACAAAUUAAUUUCAAUCACCUGAAUUGGGUUGAAACAACCUAAACCAUUGGGUAGUUGCAGUUUUCACCCUUGCUUGGGUUAAAUUUAACCCACGCCAUUUUUUUCAAUACGCCGGGCCGGGCCGGGGGGGCUUCUUGAGGACGUAAACAGGGCAAACGGCGAGGUCCCUUGUUAUUAAUUUUCUUGUAACGUUCAUGUUAUUUGAAAUAAGCCAGUGAAAGCGACGUCGUAUUACCUCCAACUUUUUAACAUUCAACCCCACUUUGCAAAAGCCUUAUUUGUAACUGUCUUUUAACUUCCAAGAUAUUAUCAAUCACAACAUUGCUCACUUCAAUAUUUGACAUUCGUAUCACAGAAAGAAUUGACAUUUGUCUGUUAAAAGAUUCCAUUUAAUGACAUGUAGGCCUAUUUCCAGCUAAGAUAAUUAAGGGAAACUCGUAAAACUGAAUGCAUGACUUUUAUCUUUGUGGGAAAAUGCUAUUUGGAAACUUACAAGUGUUUUUGUUUUAUCUGUCACUAUAUUUCAGGGUUGCUUAAUGGAAAACCUCAGAACUUGAGCAAUGCGACCAAGAAAUAUUAACGACUGAAGUUUAAUAUUUGUUUGUGGUGCUACACAAAAGGCAUUGACGCAACUUUGGCAUGAAAAAUGUGACAUCUCAAUAUCCAUGUAUAUGUAAAUGUUCAUGUGUAUAAUAGUGGUAAAUAUUUUUUAAAAUAAAAUAGAACAUCGAAUACGGAUAAUUUUUGUCCACGAAUGUCUGGGUUUAUAUUUGCUGUUUUAAUUUUAAAAUGUCUAAUUUACUUUCAAUUUUUGCAGCGGGUAAAGAAUUACGUAAAGCAGGGGUGGAAUUAUUAAUUGGGGGAAGAAUUUUUUGGGGUGGUAAAAUUCAUUUCUUUAUCCCUAACACUCCUCAAUCCUUCACCUGUUGGAGGAUUGAGGACUGUUAAGGCUUAGCAAAUGUUGGGCAAAAUUUGGGGGCUUUGGGGGACAAUUUUGUAAAAAACAAUUGCAGUUUUCUAUUGUUACAAAGAAUGAAAGUAAAAAGGGUGCCUUUUAAUUUGGGCGGAUUUUAGUAAGGAAACGGUGUCUGGUUCGACCAGAAGCAUCUCCUCGUCAGUUGAUAUGAGCCAUGUUGGUC
Messenger RNA from Acanthaster planci (crown-of-thorns starfish), 2738 nucleotides. RefSeq names its product zinc transporter ZIP1-like. Gene Ontology annotation, biological process: zinc ion transmembrane transport. Gene Ontology annotation, cellular component: plasma membrane. The record is from RefSeq and is a predicted model, not a curated record. Gene Ontology annotation, molecular function: zinc ion transmembrane transporter activity. NCBI's taxonomy places the organism in Eukaryota, Metazoa, Echinodermata, Asteroidea, Valvatida, Acanthasteridae.